AUGGCAGACAAGUUUGUCACCACCCAUGUAGGGACCAAAAAGGCGGAAGCCAGGGUAAACGACAUAUUCACCGUCAGGAAGACACCUGGCGAGGGACUCAGGAACUUCCUAGUCCGGUUUAACAGGAUGAGAAUGAGCCUAGUGAAUGUAUCGGAAGGGAUGGCAGUAGCAGCCUUUCAGAACGGGUUGAGUAGAAAUGGGUUAAGAGCAACUAGAAAGCUAGUAAGGAGACUCAUGAAAUAUCCUCCCACCACUUGGGAAAAAAUUCACAAUGCCUAUUGCGCCGAGGUGAGAGCCGACGAGGACGAUCUUAAUGGCCCGAUCCAAUGGUUGGCGUUAGUUCAAGCACAAGCAAGGAAAGAUCUACACAAUGUUGGUCGAAGGGACCAACUGGGUCCCCGUCUCGGUCGAGAGAGACAUCAAACCUACAUCAGAGGAACCAUCGCACACCCCCCGCAGCACAUGGAUGGCCCUCCUCGACAUAUCACCACACCACCAAAUGAAAGAGGUAUGCCUUCACUUUUAUCUGCUCACAAUAUUUGUGUUUCUCCUUCAGAAAUAGUGUACGCACUAGAGAAGCUCGACACAAAGGAACGGGGUCAUAAAAUCGAGGACUACAUAGGUCUGCGACAGGAGGUGGUGAGGAUGCUAAAUCAAGGACACCUGAGAGAACUGAUAAGUGAUUGGGGUCGAGCCAAUUUUGCCCGCGGACGCGGGCAACACCAGGGACCUCCAAAACUGCCUUCUCCAGCUCGUACCAUACAAAUGAUCAUUGGUGGAGGUGGCGGGACAGCAAUCAACCAUGUGAAAUUCACCACUACACACAAACUCAAACGGUCGAUCACUCUCGAACGGUAUGACAACCUCGAAGAUAGUAUCGUCUUCAAUAAGUUGGAUACCGAUGAUUUGUCUUUCCCUCACUAUGAUGCUUUAGUUAUUACUUUACAUAUUGCGGAUACCGAUAUGAAAAGAAUCAUGGUAGAUGACGGAAGCGGCGCGUGUAUUAUCCAUCCUCGAGUCCUCGCACAUAUGUGGCUCGAAG
Molecule: messenger RNA, 1042 nt
Organism: Nicotiana tabacum (common tobacco)
Lineage: Eukaryota; Viridiplantae; Streptophyta; Magnoliopsida; Solanales; Solanaceae
Source: RefSeq, a predicted model, not a curated record